Nannizzia gypsea CBS 118893 is the source of this 519-nucleotide messenger RNA. RefSeq lists its product as hypothetical. The record is from RefSeq and is a predicted model, not a curated record. NCBI's taxonomy places the organism in Eukaryota, Fungi, Ascomycota, Eurotiomycetes, Onygenales, Arthrodermataceae. Bases 1 to 519 code for a protein of 172 amino acids. The transcript has 5 exons.
AUGUACGAUGGCGAUGGAGACGAUGCAGCCGUGGCCGAUCGCAUCGGGUCUGCAUAUCGCCUGCACAUCGAUGCCCGUUCAGCUGAAAUGCCAAUGGCUCCAUCUUCAGUCGUUCGUCCGUAUCCGGAGCACUCCGAAGCUGCAAAGUCAACCCGCUUUUAUAUACGGAGUAAGUACGGGUUACGGAUUGAGCGGGAGGGCCGUCUUAAAGGAGACAGACAGGGAGGCAGACGGACGGGCCAGAGAUCCAGACAGACAGCGAGCCUUGCGCAAGUUGCACUCCUACGCGGAUCUCCCGGCGGAUGGUUGCAUGGAGCAACAUCUCGGGGCUGGGUCCAACUGGUAACUCAUACUCCGGCAGAGGGACCAGACCAAGACGCAGGUACGGAGAAUUUAAUCGGUGGCUUAACAGGAGAUUUUGUCUUCAGCGGGAUUCAAGAGAAGAGGAGGAAGAAGAAGAAGGUUAUAAAAAAAGGCACUCCUCAGGCCGUCUUCAAGGUACACAUGUACGAUGACUGA